AUGAAUAAUGCGCAAUUGCAGCUUCAAGUUGUCAUAUCCUUUACGGCAUUACCUCUUCUGGGUCAAAAUCUCCGAUCUUUAUCGUCUCCCCCUUCAGCCAUGACAACGGUAGCACCUCCGGCGGCGGCGGUCCAUAUAGAUCUCUGGCCCAUCCUCUCCGAAUCUAAACGCAUAAUCAAUGCCCAUUCCCGCCACUUCCUCGCUCUCUCCGUCCUCUUCCUCCUCCCUCUCUCCUUCUCCUUCUCCGCCUACCCUUUCAUCAAUCAACUCUUUUCCCAAUCCUCUCCACCCUCCAUCGAAACCCAUUUCAGUUUCCUCUACAACCCUUUGCAAAACCCCCCUAUCUUUCCCAUUAAAUACUUUUUCACUCUCCUUUACAUCCUCUUCGUCUUCAUCUUCUCUCUCUUCGCCACCGGCUCCAUCACUUACAGCGUUUUCCACGGCUUUUACGGCCGGCCCGUAAAGCUUGUAUCUGCUAUCAAAUCAGCUUUCACUUCCUUCUUCCCUUUGCUUUCAACUUGCCUUGUGAUGGAGCUUAUCCUCUCUGGGAUCCUUGUAAUUCUCGGUUUAAUCUUUUUGGGAUUACUCAAAUUAACCCAAGUUUUAGGCUUCCAAGUUAAUUACGCUUCACCUUAUUUCCUUUCCCUCUGUUUAGUUUUCCUUAUUACUUUCAUGCUUAUUGUGUUCUAUUUACAAAUUAAGUGGUCAUUUGCUCAAGUUGUUGUUGUAGUUGAAUCAAGCUGGGGACUUGAACCAUUAAAACGAAGUAAAAAUCUAGUUAGAGGACUGAAAAGAGUUUCUUUUUCUAUGCUUCUGUUUUUUGGGCUCUUCAGUGGGAUUUUAAUGUGGGUCUCAGCUGCAGGAUGGGAUAAUGCGGCUGCUGUUAAAUGGAAAAAUUCGGCAUUUAUUCUACACAUUGUGCUCACUUCUGCUUUGUUCAUGUCGAUUAUGCUUUCUUAUUUGGCUGCAACUACAGUUUUUUACAUGUAUUCAAAGGCUAUACAUGGAGAGCUUGCUUGGGAAAUUGCUGAAGAGUUUGCAAGAGAGUAUGUAAGCUUACCUUUUGAUGAUGAGAAAGUUCCUCAUGUUGUAUCUGUUGUUUAUGGUUGAUGACAAUAGGAGCUCCUUUACUUGUUUAGUGUUUGUUUACUAGUAUAUUUGAAAAGAAAGUUGUGUGAAA
This is a messenger RNA of Hibiscus syriacus, 1180 nucleotides long. RefSeq lists its product as uncharacterized. The transcript has a single exon. The record is from RefSeq and is a predicted model, not a curated record. Lineage: Eukaryota; Viridiplantae; Streptophyta; Magnoliopsida; Malvales; Malvaceae. The coding region runs from base 1 to 1110 and encodes 369 amino acids.